Messenger RNA from Didymella exigua CBS 183.55, 2657 nucleotides. RefSeq lists its product as uncharacterized. Gene Ontology annotation, biological process: positive regulation of transcription from RNA polymerase II promoter by galactose; DNA-templated transcription. The transcript has 5 exons. NCBI's taxonomy places the organism in Eukaryota, Fungi, Ascomycota, Dothideomycetes, Pleosporales, Didymellaceae. Gene Ontology annotation, cellular component: nucleus. Gene Ontology annotation, molecular function: DNA-binding transcription factor activity, RNA polymerase II-specific; RNA polymerase II cis-regulatory region sequence-specific DNA binding; zinc ion binding. Bases 154 to 2412 code for a protein of 752 amino acids. The record is from RefSeq and is a predicted model, not a curated record.
CCCCCGCGAGGAUAUCAGGCAUCCUGUUGUUUUCACGAUGCAAAUCGUCGCCUCUCGUCAGCACCCAUCCAGUGAUAAUUGCGAUUUUGCCGGAUGAGCUCGCCUUGAGCGUCCAACCCCUAACGAAGAAGUUCCGGCUGUUCGUCGGUUGCAAUGGCCGACAUUACGGGGCCUCGACCUCGAAGCAACUCAAUACGUGCAGUAAACGCGCAUCGCGUCCAUAGUAGCUGCGAUCGGUGUCGGAGCAGAAAAACCAAGUGUAUCGAUCCCGUUCCCGGACCAUGUCGUUAUUGUGCCCGCACGGGAGCGAUUUGUACAACAGCUACCCCGCGGAGGAAGCGGCCAUUUUACCAUGUGACCGAAGAGGAGUAUCAACUAUCUAUGAGUAUUCUCUCGAAAGUGUUCCGUGGCCAGCAGCUCAACCUUGAAUCCCUACGCAAGAUUUCAAAGGCUGCCAAGGACGGCUCACUCAUUUUGCCGACUUUGGAUGCAGGUAGCUACAUCGAGCCGCACCAGUCCCCAGAAGACGACGAUGACUACUCUGGUGCAGAUACCCUGGGUGAAUGGACAGUCGAAGGAGAAAACCUACACGAGCCGCUGGGCAGUAUGAUGAAAGACUCUCAAGGCGUCUUGCGUUACGUCGGUGCCCAAAGUGACAUACCGUUCAACGGAGCGGUUGCAAACUUCUGCGGACCUCAACGGAAGACAUAUCCCCCACUGGAAAAGAAUACAGACAUGAUCCCUCCCGCAAGAGUUGGUGCCUAUCCACCUCAAGAGGAAGGCAAAGAGGAAGUGUUCUGGCUUCCACCGAAAGAGCUUUGCUUCCACUACGUCAAAAGAUAUCGCGAAGAGGUACACUGCAUGUACUGGCUUUAUCCCGAAGCAAGACUACUACAACGGAUCGAAGAUACUUAUGAAUGGUACGGGUCAGCACCCAUGCACUUCACAGUCAAGCUCGAGCAUGGCACUCCACCUCCCAGGAGAGGCGUGCGGCCAUCCAUCUCAUGGAUAUGUUCUAUAUACGCUAUGUGUGCCCUUGGCGCAGCACCGCGCAACUCCGAAGGAAGAUCGCUUUCGCCUGGAACCUACGCGGAUGUGCCCACCAAAAUGUCGGAAGACUAUAUCGACUUGGUCAAGCAACUCAAACCGAAGGUGGAAGAUGCUGCAGAUAUUGAUAGUAUACGAGCAUUGGCCGUAGCGGCCAUUGCACUCGAGAACGCACUUCGGAGAGUCACGGCAUACCUAUACAUCGGAACUGCAAUCCAAAUAGCAUGGUCACUGGGUCUACAUCGGGACCAAUUACCGAUGUCAAAGUCUGAGGAAGAACGCGAAGAGAAUCGCCGCAUAUGGUGGACAUUGACUACACUCGACCUAGAAAUAGGCAUGAGAGGCGGUAGUCCAACACUGAUUGAUGAACGUAUUCUAAAGGUCACGACUUCAUUACCGCUGGAGCGGAUUGGUCGUGAGCCGAUGAAACCCGAAAUCCUAGGGAUAUAUACGCCGCGGAAAUGGCUAUCGACGUUCCAUGACCUAGGUGAAUGGAAGCGUCACAUCAUUCGAACAAUGUACACGGAGCGAAAGAACGACGGUGAAGAGUCGCAAAAAAUAUCAUUCUCGACGGUCUCGCACUUACUAGGGAAGCUUCGAGAAUGGUAUCAAGGCCUACCCAUACAUCUGAAGCAAGAAUCUUAUCGGAUAGCGCCCGAAUUCUACAGGCGCGCGAUAAUGGUACUUCAUCUACACUACUGGAGUACAAAAAUACUUCUCACCAGACCUUUCCUACUCAACCUUGUUCUGAACAAUCAAAGAAUACCAUCUGAAAACAAAAUCGGUUACGAAAAGAUGGCCAACGUGUCUGUCGAUGCUGCACAGAGAAGUGUCGAGCUGUUUCAACAGAUGGUAGACGAUCAUACGAUAUCCAGUCUGACAACGUUCGACAGCACUGCUGUCCUUCGAUGCAUCACAAUCUUCAUGUGCGCCUUCGGAUACUUUCGGACAACCGGCCCUGGACAGAACGCCAGCGAACGCGUAGCCGUUGCCAAACAAAUGAAGGAGUGCGCCAAUGACUGCGUUGUCAUCGCUAGAAAGAUGGAGCAAAUCGGGUUUGCGAAGAUGAUCGUAAAGGAGACGCCAAUUCAUCUCGAGGCUCUCGGCAUGGGCAUGGAAUCUACACGACAAUACCUCAAUGCGAGCGACACACCAGACGGACACACUCCUCCAGGUCCGUCGUUCAACCUGGACUUGACCUCACUACAAAACCAGCAGAUGAUGGGCAUUGAGUUUGACGACCCUGGUGCUCUUAAUAACGACACGUUCCUUGUGGCUUUCGAGCCCGAAUCAGACUACACAAACCUGUAUCAGCCUCAUCAACAGUACCAGGAUCACAGCCAACAGCACCAACAAUGGCAAUGACCUGCACCGCCCAUCUUUAAGCGAGCUCAGGUGUCAGUACAGAUUAAAUUUUUAUAUACGAUCAAGCAAGCCUUUCGCAAGGCAACGUGUGACUGAGGCCCAUAGACUUUGUAAAUCAUAUUCAAUUCGCUCGGUGUGUCUUGAUAGCCAUUCAGGAUAUUCGAGAAUGACCUGCAGGCUGUUCACACGCGAUACAGAUACCUGACUGAGUCCCCAGCAGCUUGUGAUUGUCCACAGACCGCGUG